AUGGCCCUCGCCAGCCCAACGUUGGUCCGAGUCUCUGGUUUGUGGUACGACGAUGGAAACAUCGUCUUCCAAGCCGAAUCAAGCUUAUUCCGAGUCUCCUUGGGUGUCCUCGCAGCACAUUCUCCCAUCUUUGACGAUCUCCUAAAAUUGCCACAGUCGCAGGACCAAGAGAUGUAUGAAGAUUGCCCGUUGAUGGUGUUACACGACAAAGCGGAGGACUUGGCGAAUUUUUUGAGGGCGGUCUAUUAUUGUGGAUUCUUUGAACCCCCACCAAGCAAAACCACAAUCGACAUUGUGGCCGGUGUACUACGCCUAAGCACCAAAUAUGAGGUUUCUUAUCUCCGCCAACAUGCACUACGACAUCUCGACACCUUGAUGUGCAAUACCCUCCAAGAUUUUGAUGCUCUAAAAAGCAAAAAGACAAUCCAGUCUACUGAAUCUUUUUCUUUUUUCAUAGCAGAUCUGGUGCACGAAAUGGAUCUACCAUGGCUUCUGCCCCCAUUUUUGUACAACUGCACUCUGAAUAUCAAGAAAGUCGCCAUGGGUCACACGUACAGAGGCGAAGAAAGGUGUAUGAAUAGCUCACAACAAUUGGCCUGCGUCAAAGCUCUGCAGCCAUUGGAAAAAUGGUACAAGGGAGACAUUUUGGGCUUCUUAUACUGGACGGACGUAGAUGGUUGCGAGUCUCCCGCCCAGUGCGAUGAAGGUCGUCUCAAACUGGCAUGCUCUUCUUUCGAUGCACACCAUUGUGCGCUUGUCCCGUUUUCCGGUCUUAUUGGGGAAAAUGUCCGAGAUUUCGUCUGCACGACGUGUUGCACUGCAAGUCGCGACGCACAUUCUGCCGCGAGGGAUGCGCUUUGGGAAGCUUUGCCUGGAUUAUUUGGCCUUCCUCCUUGGGAGACUCUCAGGGCGCUCAGAGAACAUGCUUUGACUAGCUCAGAUGCGUCCUCCGAAAUGGAACCUAUCAAGACUACCACACGGCCUGAAAUAGAGGAUGAGUCAGAACCCCCGCUUUCCCUUUUCCAUUAG
Molecule: messenger RNA, 1029 nt
Organism: Laccaria bicolor S238N-H82
Lineage: Eukaryota; Fungi; Basidiomycota; Agaricomycetes; Agaricales; Hydnangiaceae
Exons: 2
Coding region: 1-1029 (342 amino acids)
Molecular function (GO): protein binding
Source: RefSeq, a predicted model, not a curated record